AUGGUGAAAGAGACGAAGCUCUACGACCAGCUGAGCAUCAAGCCCGAUGCUUCGCAAGAUGAAAUCAAGAAAGCAUACCGGAAAGCAGCACUAAAAUUCCACCCCGACAAGAACAAAGACAGACCGGAAGCCGCCGAGAAGUUCAAGGAAUGUUCGCAAGCCUACGAAAUCCUGUCUGACCCGGAGAAGCGCAAGACAUAUGACGAUUACGGCCUCGAAUUCCUGCUUCGCGGCGGCUCUGCCCCACCUCCGGGCGAGAAUCCCUUCGCUGGUGCCCAAGGUGGCAUGCCACCCGGCUUCGAUUUUGGCGGUGGCAUGCCUGGCGGAGGGGGUACCCGGACUUUCCAUUUCAGUACUGGUGGCGGCGGCGGCGGCGGAGACCAUUUCAGCUUCAGCAAUCCCGAGAGCGUUUUUGCUGAGUUCUUUCGCGGUGCCGCCGGUGCGCGUAUGGGUGCAGAUGACGACGAAGAUACUCUCAAUUCUUUCGGCGGCAUGCCCCGAUCUGCCGGUGGGAGAUCAAGCCGGAUGCGGAGUAGCUUUCCGGGCGGCGGUGAUCCCUUCAGAAGCAGUGGCGCCAGAGAGGCCACACCCGAGGUCACCACUGUUGAGCGCGCGCUUCCAUUGACUCUCGAGGAGCUGUAUAACGGGAUAACCAAGAAGAUGAAGAUCAAGCGCAAGACUUUCGAUGACAAUGGCAAGCGGACAACAAGCGAUCAAGUUCUCGAGGUGCCUAUCAAGCCCGGCCUGAAGAAGGGUAGCAAGAUCAAGUUCAAGGGUGUUGGUGAUCAAGAGGAGGGUGGAAAGCAAGAUCUUCACUUCAUCGUUGAAGAGAAACCCCAUCCACUCUUCGUUCGCGACGGCGAUGACUUGGUGCACACGGUCGACCUCGAUCUGAAAGAAGCCUUGACUGGCUGGAAGCGAACCAUAACCACAAUUGAUGGCAAGCAACUCAAUAUCGACAAAGCUGGACCCACCGGACCUGGCAUGAAGGAUACCUACCCUGGACUGGGUAUGCCCAUGUCGAAGAAGCCAGGCGAGCGUGGAAACUUCAUUGUCAACUACAACGUGAAAUUCCCGACCAGCUUGACCACGAGGCAAAAGCAGCAGUUGAGGGAAAUACUAUGA
Molecule: messenger RNA, 1125 nt
Organism: Anthostomella pinea
Lineage: Eukaryota; Fungi; Ascomycota; Sordariomycetes; Xylariales; Xylariaceae
Source: the annotation of a GenBank genome assembly